AUGGAGCCUGAACAUCGAUCCAGAUUUCGUGGACCAAAUAGUUUCUAUUCUCCAGAGAAUCUGCUACUAAAUUCUAUAACUGGAGCCAAAUCAGCUGAUGGACAAAGUCGCUCGUUUAGUACUGAUGCUAAUGGUUAUGCUAAAGUGAUGGAGAACGUGAUGGUGAUCGCAUCUAUUGUGUUUUUUGGUGAUGCAUUUAGUAGUCAUAAUGGAAAUGAAGAUAAAACAAAUUUUGUUGUACCAUCUGCUGUUGGACAAAUACGUCUACUCACUAAUAUUUACUCAAGAAUAAACUUUGAUCCUCAACUUAUUUUCUGUAUUGAAGCCCAUGGUACUGUUACACCUGUAGGUGAUCCUAUCGAAGCAAAUUGUUCAGGUCAGUUUUUUAAUCAAUCAUCUCUUGGUCCUCCAUUAUUGAUUGAUUCUGCUAAGAGCAAUCUAGGGUACACAGAAGGAACAGCUGGUGUUGCAUCACUUAUCAAAUUUGCCAUGUUAAGUUUUGUGCAACCUGAUCGUUCUCAUUUUCUUAGCAGUUACCAACAACUUUAUUGUUUUAUUGAUUUAGCAAAAACCGCAAAUUUCUUCAACGUAUCUCUGAACAACUAUUUCUUCGAAGAACAAUUAGUUUCACAAAUUUAG
Messenger RNA from Adineta steineri, 639 nucleotides. Lineage: Eukaryota; Metazoa; Rotifera; Eurotatoria; Adinetida; Adinetidae. The record is from the annotation of a GenBank genome assembly.